CGAGAGGGAAGCAGGGCAGGCAGUAGCAAACCAGACACAUUCCGUCUUCUCUGCUUCCGCCCUGCGCUUUGGCAAGCGUGAUGCUCUCAGCUGACACUGCCUUCUGCCGCCCUCUUAACUUUCGUGGUCGAAGCAAUCAUUCCUUUUCCGCCCUGCUCUCUGCCAUGGAAUCUAUUGCCGCUUCGCACGUCUCCUACCCUUUGUGAUCACCGACAGACUCUUCUGCAGCGAGAGAGGGAGAGGAGCAGAAACGAAAGUAAACAUGGACACGGUGCACGGAGAACAGAGCACUGUGUUUCCAGGAGAGAGAGAUUGAGAUGGAAACCUUGUCACUCACCUCUCUUUUUCACGAUUUGGAUGGUUACUUGUGGGGGAUUUCAUGUGGGUUUAAGAUUUAGGUGCUCGGGGUUUGAGCUUCUGGGAGAUUGAGCAAGCUUCGGUGAGUGGGAAAGAAGGCACAGAACUCUUCUCUGCUCACUCAGUCUCCACCGGUUCAUCUCCUGUGUCUCUCGUGUGAUCGACUUUCGAGAAAGCUUCUGUGCCAUCCUCUGAAUUCCUCCUACUUUGCCAACUUCUUGUGCUCGUCCUGGAUCUCUUCUUUGUCCCUUUUUAUCGUUUAACGUUCUUCUUUCUUCUCUCUGGUUGAGAGGGUGUGUGAGGAUAAAAAGGUGCAAUCUUUUCCUUCUCCUUUGCUCGACGCCUUUCCUUUGUCUCCGUUUAUAUUUUGGCUUACUGGAGAGGAAAUGGAGGAAGAUUAUAAAUGCGGAGAAGGUCGGCAGUCUCUGCUUCUUCUUCUCUCUGCGGAGGAGAAGAAGCUAGAACUAAGGCUCGGCCUCCCUGGAGAAGAAGGCUGGCCGACCAUGCUGAAGAAGAGGGAAUCCGUUUUUAAGAGCAACAGUGCUAAUGCUUCUUCUGCAGCCAAAAGAGUCUUCCUGAGCCCGGUCGAUUCUGAGACACAAGCUUUUCAACGGCAGACACCGGCAGGAUUCCUUCAUCUGCCGGCAAAAGGGAAGGAAUCACCGGAGAAACAGGUCGCCACCCCUCAAAGUAGUUCACCGUCGAGGACUGCCACUGCACCUGUUGUCGGUUGGCCUCCGAUCCGUUCUUCCAGAAAGAAUCUCGCCGGAGCUGCUAAACCGUCCUCCGAGUCCCCGACCGGGAGCUUUCGAGCUGCAAAACCUCCAGAAACCGAAAGGAAGGGCCUGUUUGUGAAAAUCAACAUGGACGGCAUCCCGAUCGGGAGAAAAAUAGACCUUAUGGCCUGUGGCAGCUACAAAAAGCUCUCAUCAGUCGUCGACGAGCUCUUUCGCGGUCUCAUAGCUGCUCAAAUGGAUCGGAGGACCGAAGAGAGGCGAGCGAUUACUGGCCUUUUGGACGGAAGCGGCGAGUUCACUCUGGUUUACGAAGAUGACGAAGGGGACAGGAUGUUGGCUGGUGACGUCCCUUGGGACAUGUUCGUUUCGACGGCCAAGAGAUUGCGUGUUCUGAAGAGCUCCGAUCUCUCUGCACCAUCUAUGAGAGCCGUGAUCAAGGACGGUGCAAAUGAGUCUUGAGCUUAUCGAAUGUUUGAACGUUUUUGGUGGCAAAGAAAGCUGCAAGGAAUAGCUUGAGGGGUUUGUUUGCACUUUGCAGGGAUAGAUAGAGAGUUUAGGAGGCGCAGGAUGUUUGUACUCGAUAUGUAAAUCCGACAUAUGGCUCAGCAGUAUUCUGUAUUCAGAUAUAUUAAUUCCAAGUGACAUAUUUUGGUUGGUGUCUCCGUUA
Molecule: messenger RNA, 1761 nt
Organism: Zingiber officinale
Lineage: Eukaryota; Viridiplantae; Streptophyta; Magnoliopsida; Zingiberales; Zingiberaceae
Product: auxin-responsive protein IAA16-like
Exons: 6
Coding region: 744-1553 (269 amino acids)
Biological process (GO): regulation of DNA-templated transcription
Cellular component (GO): nucleus
Molecular function (GO): protein binding
Source: RefSeq, a predicted model, not a curated record